AGGUCAUUGUCGUCCUUUCACAAUUCUUCCGUGCCCUAACCUCUUUCCUCGAUCUGAAAAUCGUAGCCCGCCAUUGUCAUUCCCAUAUCACUUCCUUUCUCUCCUAAUAUCUUUCUCUUAUACCAUUCUUAAUUAAAAGUCCGUUAAUUAGUGGGUUUGAGAGGUUAAUUACAAUGGGAGUACCGGCAUUUUACCGGUGGUUAGCUGAGAAGUAUUCAAUGGUUAUAGUAGACGUCAUAGAAGAAGAAGCAGCUGUUAUUGAAGGAAUUAAAGUUCCAGUUGAUACGAGUAAACCUAACCCAAACAACAUCGAAUAUGAUAACCUUUAUUUGGAUAUGAAUGGUAUUAUUCAUCCUUGUUUUCACCCCGAAGAUCGACCUUCUCCAACAACAUUUGAUGAGGUGUUCCAUUGCAUGUUUGAUUACAUAGACAGGCUUUUCUCUAUGGUGCGUCCUCGAAAGCUGCUAUUUAUGGCUAUUGAUGGUGUUGCGCCAAGGGCAAAAAUGAACCAGCAAAGAUCUAGACGUUUUAGAUCAGCGAAAGAUGCAGCAGAUGCGGCAGCUGAGGAGGAAACAUUGCGUGAGGAAUUUGAGAGGGAGGGUAGGAAGCUUCCUCCUAAACAGGUGUCCCAAGUUUUUGAUUCAAAUGUAAUUACUCCAGGGACACAAUUCAUGGCCACAUUGUCAAUCGCUCUUCAAUAUUAUAUUCACCUUAGACUAAACCAUGAUCCUGGAUGGAAAAAAGUUAAGGUUAUACUUUCUGAUGCAAAUGUCCCUGGUGAAGGUGAGCAUAAAAUUAUGUCCUAUAUUCGUAUCCAAAGGAAUCUUUCUGGUUAUGAUCCAAAUACACGCCAUUGUCUUUAUGGUUUGGAUGCAGAUUUAAUUAUGUUGGGCUUGGCUACACAUGAAGUUCACUUCUCUAUACUCAGAGAGGUCGUAUUUAUUCCAGGCCAGCAGGACAAAUGUUUCCUUUGUGGUCAAAUGGGUCAUUUAGCUGCAAAUUGCGAAGGGAAGGCAAAGCGAAAAGCAGGGGAGUUUGAUGAGAAAGGAGAUGUUGAGGUUGUGGCGAAAAAACCAUUCCAGUUUCUCAACAUCUGGACUUUGCGGGAGUAUUUGGAAUAUGAUUUGAGAAUUCCCAAUCCUCCUUUUGCGAUUGAUUUAGAGCGUAUUGUUGAUGACUUCAUAUUUAUGUGCUUCUUCGUUGGCAAUGAUUUUCUACCACAUAUGCCCACACUGGAGAUUCGCGAGGGCACUCUCCAUGUUGCAUGGUGUUAGCCUAUGGAAAACUUUUCAAGAGACUAUCUUGAAAGUGGGCAAUGGAGGAAACAACAGGAUUUGGAUGGAUUGGUUGAUUGGCCACAUUCCUUUGGGUGAUGAAGGAUUCAUGGAGCUGUUUGAUAUUUGGUUUUUCUUAUCUGGAAUAAGCAACUGAACAUGACAUUGUUUAUACCAAUUGCAUCAUGUGUUGGAUUUGAGAUUUCAGAGAAAUACAAUGGUUGGAUGAUGGAAAGAUUCAAUUUUCUCUUGAGAGUGUUCAGUGGGACUGUUAAUUUACGAAAAUCAUAAUACGUCGGAAUUACGCUGAACUUGGCAGCAUUUAUACGGUGCACACCUGAACUAUCUUUUGUGCUGAUUACCCCCCUGAACUUAGCAGUUUGAUACUCUUGAUCCCCUUAGACGCUAACGUGGCAAAGAGUAUAAAUACACACUCUGUUAGACGUGUGGAGGUGAACCAAAACAAAAAUCAGCUUCUAAGUAUGGUAUAUUUCAACCGCUAAUUUUCACGCAGUCAUAUACAAUGAUUUAUUUGUUCCAAAUUUGUAUUUCGUCUUGCUUCUUCUUAAUAUACAA
This is a messenger RNA of Nicotiana tabacum (common tobacco), 1850 nucleotides long. The record is from RefSeq and is a predicted model, not a curated record. Lineage: Eukaryota; Viridiplantae; Streptophyta; Magnoliopsida; Solanales; Solanaceae.